This is a messenger RNA of Condylura cristata (star-nosed mole), 4109 nucleotides long. It is a transcript of the gene TNFAIP3, whose product is annotated as tumor necrosis factor, alpha-induced protein 3. The record is from RefSeq and is a predicted model, not a curated record. Gene Ontology annotation, molecular function: DNA binding; K63-linked polyubiquitin modification-dependent protein binding; cysteine-type deubiquitinase activity. Gene Ontology annotation, biological process: protein deubiquitination involved in ubiquitin-dependent protein catabolic process; positive regulation of Wnt signaling pathway; protein K33-linked deubiquitination. Bases 84 to 2423 code for a protein of 779 amino acids. Lineage: Eukaryota; Metazoa; Chordata; Mammalia; Eulipotyphla; Talpidae. The transcript is spliced from 9 exons. Gene Ontology annotation, cellular component: nucleus; cytoplasm.
GCCAGUCUGCGGCGCACGUUUACCCUGACACGGGCUUGGGCUUUCAGAAGAUCGUGAGGCCGAGACAGGUGUUUUCUAGCACAAUGGCUGAGCAACUCCUUCCCCAGGCUUUGUAUCUGAGCAAUAUGCGGAAAGCUGUGAAGAUAAGAGAGAGAACUCCAGAAGAUAUUUUUAAGCCUACCAAUGGAAUCAUUCAUCAUUUUAAAACCAUGCACCGAUACACACUGGAAAUGUUCAGAACUUGCCAGUUUUGUCCACAGUUUAGGGAGAUCAUCCACAAAGCUUUGAUCGACAGAAACAUCCAGGCCUCCCUGGAAAAUCAGAAGAAGCUCAACUGGUGCCGGGAAGUCAGGAAGCUUGUGGCCCUGAAAACCAAUGGAGAUGGAAACUGCCUCAUGCAUGCAGCUUCUCAGUACAUGUGGGGUGUUCAGGACACAGACCUGGUCCUGAGGAAGGCACUUUUCAGCACUCUCAAGGAGACAGACACGCGCAAUUUCAAAUUCCGCUGGCAACUGGAGUCUCUCAAGUCUCAGGAAUUCGUAGAAACGGGGCUUUGCUAUGAUACCCGGAAUUGGACUGAUGAAUGGGAAAACCUUAUCAAGAUGGCAUCCACGGAGACCCCUGUAGCCCGAACUGGACUUCAGUAUAAUUCCCUGGAAGAAAUACAUAUAUUUGUCCUUUGCAACAUCCUCAGAAGGCCAAUUAUUGUCAUUUCAGACAAAAUGCUGAGAAGUUUGGAAUCGGGUUCAAAUUUCGCUCCAUUGAAGGUGGGCGGGAUUUACCUGCCUCUCCACUGGCCUGCUCAGGUGUGCUACAGAUACCCCAUCGUCCUCGGCUACGACAGUCAACACUUUGUGCCCCUGGUGACCCUGAAGGACAGCGGCCCUGAAAUCCGAGCUGUUCCACUCGUUAACAGAGACCGAGGGCGAUUUGAAGACUUAAAAGUUCACUUUCUGACAGAUCCUGAGAAUGAGCUGAAGGACAAACUCUUAAAGGAGUAUUUGAUGGUGAUAGAAAUCCCCGUCCAAGGCUGGGAACACGGCACCACUCAUCUGAUCAAUGCUGCAAAGUUGGAUGAAGCUAACUUACCGAAAGAAAUAAACCUGGUAGAUGACUACUUUGAACUUGUCCAGCACGAGUACAAGAAGUGGCAGGAAAACAACGAACAGGGGCGGAGAGAGACGCACGCUCCCAACCCUUUGGAACCCUCCGUUCCCCAGCUUUCCCUCAUGGACGUAAAAUGUGAGACGCCCAACUGCCCUUUCUUCAUGUCAGUGAACACCCAGCCUUUGUGUCACGAGUGCUCAGAGAGAAGGAAAAAGACCCCAAACAAACCCACAAAGGCGAACGCCAAGACGGCCCCGGAGGUGCUGCCUGGCUUGGCACUGGGGGCUGCUCGGGGGGAGGCCUACGAGCCCGUGGCCUGGAGCCCCAAGGAGCCCACUGGGGGGCCUCAUUCGGCCCCACCAACUGCCCCCAGCCUUUUCCUGUUCAGCGAGACCACAGCCAUGAAGUGCAGGAGCCCCGGCUGUCCCUUCACGCUGAACGUGCAGCACAAUGGAUUCUGUGAGCGCUGCCACAACAGCCGGCAGCUCAACCCCAGUAAGUGCCAAGCCUGCCUCCAGGACGCCACCAGGACGUUUAAUGGGAUCUGCAGUACUUGUUUCAAAAGGACUCAGGCCGAGCCCUCCUCCACCCUCAGCUCCAGCAACCCUCCCUCCUGCCACCAGCGGUCCAAGUCGGACCCCUCCCAGCUCAUCCAGAGCCCUGCCCCACAUUCUCACCACAGAACUGGCAACGAGGCCUCCUCUGGCUGCCUCGCUCAGUCCGCACGGACUCCGGGGGACCCGGCAGGGACGAGCAAGUGCAGAAAAGCCGGCUGCAUGUAUUUUGGGACUCCAGAAAACAAGGGCUUCUGCACACUGUGUUUCAUCGAAUACAGAGAAAAUAAACGCUUUGUGAGUGCCUCCGGGACAGCCGGUUCCACAGCCCCCAGGUUCCCGAGCUUCAUCCCCUGCCUGGGGAGGGAGUGUGGCACCCUGGGAAGCACCGUGUUUGAAGGAUACUGUCAGAAAUGUUUCAUUGAGGUUCAGAAUCAGAGACUUCACGAAGCAAAAAGGCCUGAAGACCAACUGCGAUCCAGCCAGCGCAGAGAAAUGCCUCGGACCACACAGAAUACCCCUAGGCCCAAGUGUGCCCGGGCCUCCUGCAAGAACAUCCUGGCUUGCCGCAACGAGGAACUCUGCAUGGAGUGCCAGCAUCUCGGCCAGCGGGUGGGCCCAGGGAGCCACCGGGGUGAGCCGGUCCCUGCUGAAGAGCCUCCCAAACAGCGGUGCCGGGCCCCUGCCUGCGACCACUUCGGCAACGCCAAGUGUAACGGCUACUGCAACGAGUGCUUUCAGUUCAAGCAGAUGUACGGCUAACGGGUGGGCCAGCCCUUAGUGAAGGGGGCCUGGAGGCGUUAGCCUACGUGGUGCUAUACUCGAACACGCUGUCUGAUGCCACCGUGGGGCUGGAGGGUGUCUUUGAGCAGGGGAGGAAAGGAUGAGCUCUUCAGCACGACCCUGAAUGUGGUGACCUGGGAAGAGUCCCGAGUGGCCUGAGAGCAAAGCUUGAGACUGGCAGUGGAUGGUGUCAGCCGAUAGCCAGUGCUCCCUCCUCUCCCAGCAAGCAGGAGGCUGGGAACUUCACGGACAGUGUGCCCGCCAUGACUGCCUCACCAUCCUUUGAGUAGAGGGGGAAGACACGCCUGUCAGGUGGGCUGGGAAACCCAGAACCCUUCCACCUGCCAUCCUCCGUGUUUCUCAGAGGUGAUGCUGCAUCCUCGGUCUGCUGCCAGAAGCUUGGAAGCUCAGGGAAAAUGGACCUCUUCAGAGUGUCAAAAGUUAGUGGUUUUCCCCAACCUGCCUGAUUCCUUUCCCACGGACAUGGCAGAAACAGAACCAUCCACUCACUGUGAUUCUGAGGCUGCUGAGACCUCAUAAAGGAAACAAGCUGCUCUUCACAAUAUGCACCUUUUAAAAAUCAAGAUAUUUUAAUGGGAAGACGUGUGACUCUUGGUUAUCACUGUCUUCACUUCUAAAGAGGUUAGCUUGGACUGAGGUGCGCAUAAAUAUGUGUACAUAUAAUCCUAUACCCCUUAUGUAUGAGGGAAUUUUUUUAUGAUGUUGAAACGCUGCCCUAGAGGUUCCAGGAGAAGAACAAUAAUAAUAAUGACCUAUUUUCUGGUUGUUGUUGGGCAACGCCUUUAUACAUAGCUUUUAUGAACUCAGCCAAUUGCCUUGUUAAAAAGAGCAUUCUGUUGUGUCAUGUGAACUUUAUUUAUUGUAUUACAAACCUAAAUGUUAUAUAUUUAAAUGAAGAUGUUUCUCCUGCUCUGAGGAAAACAUUGUAGCAUCUUCUUGGGACAACAUAAUUACUUUGGAUGAUGUUAUGGAACCAAGGGAGUCCCUACCAGUAGGAGAACCUGCCUCUCGGUGGCCUUUGCUUGCCUUCCUUAGGCAAGAAGAAAUUUCAUCACUAGUAGAGUUAUUAAUAUCUCAUGCAUCUUCUCAAUGAAACUUUGGCCAGGGCCACUUGUGGCCAUUAAUAAAAACUGUUCUCUGCGAUAUUUAAACUCCUCUGAGUAUCCUACCUCCUUAGAGAUAAACUGGGAAGGAGCAGGGGUGAGAUGGGAGGUCACAGAGAAAGAUGUAGCUUUUGUCACAGUUUUACUUGCUGUCUUGCUGCACUGAUGUGGUGUCCUGGGGUGCUGGGGAGUGCACAGUGUUCACGGCAUGUGGCACUGGGAUGCACAAAACCCUGUCACCAGAAGUGUGAGAAAAUUCAUUCCUGUCCUUGGCCUGUAGUUUCUCUCUAUGCUUUGUGUGACGGUCAUUUUUUUUCCUGGGGGGGUUGAGGUGGGGAUGGCCCGGGAAUAAAGGAGGGGAGGAGAGACCCAGAGGGAAAGGCUGCCAUUUUUGGUCUGGACUCAGGACCUGAAGGUAUUUGCCAUCUGUAAGUCCAUCAGCUUUACCGUAUUAUAAGUCAACAUGUUCCUACUCAUGGUGACUUGAGUCCUUUUUCCGGUCAUCCAUCUUUAUGAUUCCUCUCUAAAAACUUCAAAUAAA